AUGGCGGAGUUCGUGCGUGCCCAGAUCUUUGGCACAACCUUUGAGAUCACCAGCCGAUACACCGAUCUCCAACCUGUGGGAAUGGGUGCAUUUGGCCUGGUCUGUUCGGCGAGAGAUCAAUUGACCGGUCAACCGGUGGCUGUUAAGAAGAUUAUGAAGCCGUUCAGUACGCCGGUGCUCUCGAAGCGCACAUAUCGAGAACUCAAGCUGCUCAAGCAUCUACGACAUGAGAAUGUGAGUGGAGCCCCUCCGUUUCUCCGCCGACCUGAAGAUAUUGACUCGUUGUCUCAGGUCAUCAGCCUUAGUGAUAUUUUCAUCUCUCCAUUAGAAGAUAUCUACUUUGUUACCGAACUGCUGGGCACCGACUUGCACCGACUCCUAACCUCCCGACCCCUCGAGAAACAAUUCAUCCAGUACUUCCUCUAUCAAAUUUUACGCGGCUUAAAAUACGUUCACUCCGCAGGUGUCGUCCAUCGUGAUUUAAAGCCCAGUAAUAUCCUCAUUAAUGAAAAUUGCGAUCUGAAGAUAUGCGACUUUGGCCUAGCUAGAAUCCAAGACCCACAGAUGACCGGAUAUGUGUCGACGAGAUACUAUCGCGCCCCCGAGAUUAUGCUUACAUGGCAAAAAUACGACGUUGAAGUUGACAUCUGGAGCGCUGGGUGUAUAUUUGCGGAAAUGCUCGACGGAAAGCCUCUCUUCCCUGGAAAAGACCACGUCAACCAAUUCUCCAUCAUCACCGAACUCCUAGGCACCCCUCCGGACGAUGUCAUCAAAACCAUCUGCAGCGAAAACACUCUCCGAUUUGUUCAAUCUCUGCCAAAACGAGAACGGCAACCACUUGCUAGCAAGUUCAAGAACGCCGAUCCAGCAGCUGUCGAUUUACUCGAGCGGAUGCUUGUCUUCGAUCCGAAAAAACGAAUUACGGCAGGUGAUGCGCUUGCCCAUGAAUAUCUAUCUCCAUACCACGACCCUACCGACGAGCCAGUCGCCGAAGAGAAGUUCGAUUGGUCAUUUAACGACGCCGACUUGCCAGUGGACACCUGGAAAAUUAUGAUGUACUCGGAGAUUCUGGAUUACCAUAACAUCGACCAAGCUGCCGAUCCCACCCAAGCUGGACUGCAAUAG
Talaromyces atroroseus is the source of this 1125-nucleotide messenger RNA. Its product is annotated as Mitogen-activated protein kinase hog1. The record is from RefSeq and is a predicted model, not a curated record. NCBI's taxonomy places the organism in Eukaryota, Fungi, Ascomycota, Eurotiomycetes, Eurotiales, Trichocomaceae. The transcript has 8 exons. Gene Ontology annotation, biological process: osmosensory signaling pathway; protein phosphorylation; cellular response to oxidative stress. Gene Ontology annotation, molecular function: ATP binding; MAP kinase activity. Gene Ontology annotation, cellular component: nucleus; cytoplasm. Bases 1 to 1125 code for a protein of 374 amino acids.